Molecule: messenger RNA, 1914 nt
Organism: Fusarium musae
Lineage: Eukaryota; Fungi; Ascomycota; Sordariomycetes; Hypocreales; Nectriaceae
Exons: 2
Coding region: 1-1914 (637 amino acids)
Biological process (GO): regulation of DNA-templated transcription
Molecular function (GO): zinc ion binding; DNA-binding transcription factor activity, RNA polymerase II-specific
Source: RefSeq, a predicted model, not a curated record
AUGGCUUCAAUGUCGCCUCUCAGCACUGCUAUCGUUCCUUCUGGAGCGUCAUCAAAUGGCGGCAGUGUCUCACCCCAACAGACAUCGACACCCAAGAACGUCGCAUUUGAGCUAUUGUUUCUCGAAUCCCCCCAUUGCCGUGCGCGCUUGCCAAUGCGAGUGCAAAUAUACCCCCACGACACAACGGACUCCAUUGUCACUACCGUGAAGAACUUUUAUGGUCUGUACUCGGGUCCGACCGGGUCAAAGGGAGUCAGUUUCGAAGAUGAUCUUGGGAACACUCUAAUUGCCCGGUACGAGAACUUUCGAAACAAUAUGGUAGUAUACGUCAGGGUUAUAGAGGAACCUCCGGCGAAUGCAACUGCGUAUUCUCCCCACCCUUACCAUAACUCAUCAGUUGGCACCCACCCUUACUACAGCGACAAUGGCUAUACUGCCACUCAGGCUCAGCGCUUACCCCAAGAGUUGUCCAGGCCCAGCUCUCGGACAUCACGGAGACGAAGCCCAUCCCCCAACACUGCUCGUGGCCGAAGAAGUGCUUCUGCCAGCACAAAUGGGAAGAAGGGCCGUUCUCGCUCCUCCAAGACCCGAGCUUCUGCCUCUCGGAGUCAUACCGAACUAUACAGCGACAGUAUAAACGGCUAUAGCAGCAAUGAUGAGCAUGACUCGACAUCUGGAAAGAACAAGGACCAACUACCUACUACUGAUAUCAGUGUCGAGAACAUUGUUGAAGGUGGCCGUCGUAAGAGGGCCAAGUUUGAAAGCUCGGAACUUCCAUUGUUCGCACCACCCCAGAUGCCUGCGGCGACAUCGAAUCCUUCCGUAUCUCCUGCUCGCCGAGCUGAGCCUCAUCGGCCCGCAAUGCCGUUCGUGCAGCCUCAUCAAAAUCCCUUCAUAAACCCUCGCCCUAUGCAGUCGCCCCAAGGCUAUUCACAUGGCAUCACACAUCCCAAUCUCUACUCAACCCCGGGACCCGAUCGCCGAAACCGAAACAGUGGCGGAUAUACCAGUAGCGCCAUGGGAAUCCUUCCUACUCCCGACCCAACUAUUGGCAGUUGUGUGUCUGAGGAGGACAAGGAUGUUGCUAUCCAGCUGAUGCGACUUGGUGACAUGUCCAACGUCUCCCACGGCCGAACCUCUGCUUCUACUCUCGAUGAUACAUUCAGUGGCAGAGCUGAUGCUGCUUCCUCGACUGGAGCUACUAGUGAAGGCGAAAGCGAGAGUGAGACCGAAUUGCCUCCUGCGCGACGCCAGAAGCUAGAUAUUUCCAGCACUGCUAGCAAUGUCUAUCAGACCACCGAGUCACACUUCAUGCCACCCCCUGAAAGCGCCGAAGUUAGUGGAGACGAUGCUGACUAUGAGGAUGGCGCUGACGAGUCUCUGCUCUCGACUGGCAAGAGCAAGCCUGGCAAGACUCAGAAAGUCCCUGCUAAACCUAAGGCAUCUGCCUCUGUUUCUAAAGCACCAUCGGCCAAGUCCUCCAAGGCUCCCCGUCCCUCUAAUGGCGUCAAGGGCAAGAAGCUGCCCCCUGUCCCAAGUGGCCCAAUGUCGCCAGCUUCUAUGCCCCCUUCGCGAAAGCAAUCCAUUGCGUCUACCGGACAAACUCCACUUGCCCCUGGCGAGGAUGACCAGCCUGAUCUUUCCACCAAGCCUCGCUGCCAACGCUGCAGAAAGAGCAAGAAGGGGUGUGAUCGCCAAAGGCCUUGUGGACGUUGUCGUGAUGCUGGCCUGUCGGCAGACCAGUGCAUUAGUGAGGAUGAGGGCAACGGCCGAAAGGGUCGAUACGGUCGUCACAUGGGAGUGCCCAUCAAGAAGGAUGAGGUCACCGCCGUUGUCCAACCUGCGCUAUUACCCGCUGCACCCAUCGCGGCUGCUGCCAUGACAAUGGAUAAGUCCAAGAAGCGCAAGCGAUAA